AUGCAGAAAGGUGAUCAAACGGUGAUAAGUUUAAGACCAGGUGGUGGUGGUGGUAAUAGAAGCAGAGUAGUAUUUGGCUCUCGCUUUGACACCUCAUCAUCAUCUACAUCUACUACUACUAAUUCUGAUCUUCCAUUUCUUCGUCCAUCUGGUUCUAAUUCCUCUCUUUCAUCUUUCAAGACUGGAGAUUCUCGUUUGGAGAACCAUGAACGUGUUCGGUAUACUCGAGAUCAGCUCCUGCAACUGAGGGAGGCGGUUGUCCUACAGUUACCUGAGGUUAUUCUGCAAAUCAAACAUGAAGUUGAAGCCGAACUGUUUGGUGAAGAUUCCUCUCGGGCUCGUGUUGAUACCAAUGUGCAGCAGACUCAAUCUCAGGGUCGUUAUUCUGAACCAGACAACCGUGACUGGCGUAAUAGAUCAACACAAAUUUCUGCCCCCCUAGAGGAGAGGUCAUGGGAAGCACUUCGAGAAAACAGGGAAUUUGGUGGCCAGUAUAAUUGGCAAGAGCAGCUUAACUCACAGUUUGCAAGAGCUCAAGUAUCUGCCAACCAAGGGGGACAGGGAGGUCCUGCUGCUACACUGAUCAAAGCUGAUGUGCCAUGGUCAGUCCGAAGGGGCACUCUUUCUGACAAAGAUCGUGUCUUGAAAACAGUCAAGGGAAUACUCAACAAGUUGACACCGGAGAAAUUUGAUCUUCUCAAAGGUCAAUUAAUUGAUUCCGGGAUAACAAGUGCAGACAUUCUAAAGGGUGUGAUCUCCUUGAUAUUUGACAAGGCCGUAUUGGAACCCACCUUUUGCCCGAUGUAUGCCCAGCUUUGUUCUGAUCUCAAUAAGAAGCUUCCUCCAUUUCCAUCUGAUGAACCUGGUGGGAAAGAAAUCACCUUUAAGCGAGUUCUUCUGAAUAAUUGCCAAGAGGCAUUUGAAGGUGCUGACAAAUUGAGGGAAGAAGCAAGACAAAUGACUGCUCCGGAGCAGCAGUCAGAACGCAAGGACAAAGAAAGGUUGAUCAAAUUGCGAACUCUUGGAAACAUACGUCUUAUUGGGGAGCUUUUGAAGCAAAAGAUGGUUCCUGAAAAGAUUGUUCAUCACAUUGUUCAGGAACUAUUAGGACCAGAUCCCAAAAGCUGUCCAGAAGAAGAGAACGUUGAAGCUAUAUGUCAGUUCUUCAACACCAUUGGUAAGCUGCUUGACGAGAAGCAAAUGGCAAGGCACAUCAAUGAUAGUUAUUUUAACCGAUUGAAGGAACUAUCAACAAACCCUCAGCUGGUGUCACGACUAAGGUUUAUGGUGCGUGAUGUGCUGGAUUUACGUGCCAAUAACUGGGUCCCUAGGCGUGAAGAGGUGAAAGCCAAAACCAUCAAUGAGAUCCACUCGGAAGCAGAGAAGACAUUAGGGUUACGUCCUGGUGCUACAGCAAGCAUUAGAAAUUCUCGUGUUCCUCCAGGUGCUCAAGGGAAUUUGGGUCCCAGCGGCUACCCUAUUAAUCGACCUGGCACUGGUGGUAUGAUGCCAGGGAUGCCAGGUGCAAGAAAGAUGCCCGGGAUGCCAGGAAUGGAUAAUGACAACUGGGAGGUUCCUAGGUCACGGACAAUGCCACGUGGUGUUCAGCCGCCAUUGAUUGGCAAGUCACCGUCCUUGAACACAAGGCUGCUGCCUCAGGGUAGCGGUGGCGGCAUAAGUGGCAGGAGUAGCGCCCUCUUACAAGGUAGUGGUGGACCCUCUGUCCAGCCUUUAUCACAAGUUCCGGGACCCGUUAGGCCAUCUCCAACAAGUACCGUUUUGCCUGUUGCUGAGAAACCGAAACUUCAGGCACCUCCAGCUGCAAGUCCUGAAGAACUGAAGAGAAAGACAGUUUCUCUUUUGGAGGAAUAUUUUAGUGUUCGGAUUUUGGACGAAGCUUUGCAGUGCAUUGAGGAACUUAAAUCCCCUGCCUUCUAUCCUGAGGUUGUUGAAAAAGCCAUAUCCCUUGGACUGGAUAAAAGUCCGCCACGUGUCGAACCAGUUGCACAACUUCUCGAGCACUUGUUUGCUAAGAAGGUUUUUACUGCUACCGACUUGGCUACUGGAUGCUUGAACUUUGCUUCUCAGUUGGAUGAUCUCGCAAUGGAUUUACCAAAAGCACCAGCAAAUUUCGGGGAGAUAAUUGCAAGGCUAGUUUUGACAGGGGCAAUAGAUUUCAAGUUGGUGAAUGAGAUCCUGAAGAAGGUAACGGAUGACUUCUACCAGAAGGACUUAUUUGCAGCCAUCACGGGAUUUAUUAGCUCUAGCCCUACGGGUCAAGGAGUAUUAGAUUCACAAGCAAGUGAUAUUGAAGCCUGCAAAAAUCUGUUCCAGUAAAGUGAACCAGAGCAACUGUAUCGCAGUUUUUCAUAAUCGGAACGUUGAAGAACAGGUGAUUUUAUGUGAGUUGUAUACUUUUUUCCCAAGGUGUGUUCAUUAGACGACGAAAGACAGUUUUGCAACAUGGUAAAUUAUAUGCCAUAUUUGCUGUCGAGGCAACGGGCUGCUUUACGGAGCCCAGCUGUUUUGUAUUCCAUUAGUUUUUCAUUUAUUUUUUCCCGUUGACUUGUUAUAUUAAGUUUUGUCGAACUUGUGAGUUCAUAAAUGCAACUGUUCCAACCUUUCCACUAUUCUGAAGUAGAAUUUGAUAAUAGAAGUUUGUCUUCA
This is a messenger RNA of Lycium ferocissimum, 2667 nucleotides long. Its product is annotated as eukaryotic translation initiation factor-like. Gene Ontology annotation, molecular function: mRNA binding; protein binding; translation initiation factor activity. The record is from RefSeq and is a predicted model, not a curated record. NCBI's taxonomy places the organism in Eukaryota, Viridiplantae, Streptophyta, Magnoliopsida, Solanales, Solanaceae. Bases 1 to 2337 code for a protein of 778 amino acids. Gene Ontology annotation, cellular component: eukaryotic translation initiation factor 4F complex. The transcript is spliced from 10 exons.